This is a messenger RNA of Sus scrofa (pig), 1207 nucleotides long. RefSeq names its product TLC domain containing 3B (gene TLCD3B). Gene Ontology annotation, molecular function: sphingosine N-acyltransferase activity. Gene Ontology annotation, biological process: lipid homeostasis; ceramide biosynthetic process. Gene Ontology annotation, cellular component: endoplasmic reticulum; membrane. Lineage: Eukaryota; Metazoa; Chordata; Mammalia; Artiodactyla; Suidae. The record is from RefSeq and is a predicted model, not a curated record.
CCCCUCCCCAUCCGCAUCCUCCUCCUCCUCCUCCUCCUCCUGUACCCUCUCCCUCUGUCCUCUCACCAAGUCCUUCCCUCCUCAUCUCUCUCCCAACCCUCUGACUGGCUUUCUCGGGCUCCCUUUCUCGGAUUCCCCCCCCUCCCCAGUCUCUCCCCGUGUCCCCAGUCUCAUCUAACUCCCUUUUGCUCGCCUGUCCUUCGGUCUGACUCCCCAGCCCCAUCCCGUCCCCGCCCUGUCCCCUUUGUGCCCCUUUCUCUCUCUCUCUCCUUGCCUGGCCUGGCAUCCUUCUCCACCCCUAACUCCCUUCAGCUCGGCCUCCCUGUCCCUUCGCGGCCACUCGCUCGCUCGUCUCCCUGCCGGAGGCCCGAGCCACCAUGCUGACCCCCAUGGUGGCUGGGGUGGUGUUCCCCGGACUCUUCCUCCUCUCCAAGAACACGCUCCAGCGGCUGCCCCAGCUGCGCUGGGAGGAGGCCGACGCGGUCAUUGUCUCCGCCAGGCUCGUGUCCUCCGUCCAAGCCGUCAUGGCCUCCACAGCUGGCUACAUUGUUUCCACCUCCUGCAAGCACAUCAUUGAUGACCAACACUGGCUUUCCUCUGCUUAUACGCAAUUUGCUGUGCCCUACUUCAUCUAUGACAUCUAUGCCAUGUUCCUCUGUCACUGGCACAAGCACCAGGUCAAGGGCAUGGAGGGGACGAAGGGGGCCCAGAGCCCGGGGAGCAUCUGGGCCGUGGCGCGAGGCUACCUGCACAAGGAGUUCCUCAUGGUGCUCCACCACGCCGUCAUGGUGCUCGUGUGCUUCCCGCUGUCGGUGGUGUGGCGUCAAGGCAAAGGAGAUUUCUUUCUAGGCUGCUUGCUGAUGGCAGAGGUCAGCACCCCCUUUGUCUGCCUUGGCAAGAUCCUCAUCCAGUACAAGCAGCAGCACACGCUGCUGCACAAGGUGAACGGGGCCCUGAUGCUGCUCAGCUUCCUCUGCUGCCGGGUGCUGCUCUUCCCCUACCUGUACUGGGCCUACGGGCGGCACGCGGGCCUGCCCCUACUCGCCGUGCCGCUCGCCAUCCCGGCCCACGUCAACCUGGGCGCCGCGCUGCUGCUCGCCCCGCAGCUCUACUGGUUCUUCCUCAUCUGCCGCGGGGCCUGCCGCCUCUUCCGGCCCCGGGGCUCCCGGCCGCCCUCUCCCUGUCAGACCCAGGACUGAGGGUGGGG